Molecule: messenger RNA, 966 nt
Organism: Penicillium subrubescens
Lineage: Eukaryota; Fungi; Ascomycota; Eurotiomycetes; Eurotiales; Aspergillaceae
Product: ribose-phosphate diphosphokinase
Exons: 4
Coding region: 1-966 (321 amino acids)
Biological process (GO): ribonucleoside monophosphate biosynthetic process; 5-phosphoribose 1-diphosphate biosynthetic process; purine nucleotide biosynthetic process
Cellular component (GO): ribose phosphate diphosphokinase complex; cytoplasm
Molecular function (GO): magnesium ion binding; ribose phosphate diphosphokinase activity
Source: RefSeq, a predicted model, not a curated record
AUGUCUUCGUCCAACUCGAUUAAGCUGCUGACUGGCAACAGUCACCCUGAGCUGUCCCAGCUCGUGGCUGACCGCCUCGGCAUUGAGAUGACCAAGAUCAUGGUCCUUCAGUACUCCAACCAGGAGACCAGCGUCACGAUCGGUGAAAGUGUCCGAGACGAAGAUGUCUUCAUCCUGCAAUCAACACGGCCGAAUGACAUCAACGACGGUCUUAUGGAGCUUCUCAUCAUGAUCAACGCAUGCAAGACCGCUUCGGCCCGACGCAUUACUGCCGUCAUCCCCAACUUCCCUUACGCCCGCCAGGACAAGAAGGAUAAGAGCCGUGCGCCCAUCACUGCUAAACUUAUGGCCAACAUGCUCCAGACUGCUGGCUGCAACCACGUUAUCACCAUGGAUCUGCAUGCCAGCCAGAUCCAGGGCUUCUUCAAUGUCCCCGUGGACAACCUAUAUGCUGAGCCUAGCAUGUUGAAGUGGAUUCGCGAGAACCUCGACGUGAGCAACUGCGUGAUUGUCAGCCCGGAUGCCGGUGGUGCCAAGCGUGCGACUGCCAUCGCCGAUCGUCUCGAUCUGCAAUUCGCUCUCAUCCACAAGGAGCGUGCGCGCCCCAACGAGGUCUCUCGCAUGGUCCUCGUCGGUAACGUGAAGGACAAGAUCGCUAUCAUUGUUGACGAUAUGGCCGAUACCUGCGGUACUCUCGUCAAGGCUGCCGACACUGUUAUGCAGCACGGCGCCAAGGAGGUCAACGCUAUUGUUGUCCACGGUAUUCUCUCUGGUAAGGCCAUUGAGAACCUGAACGGCAGCCGUCUGAACCGUCUGGUGGUUACCAACACCGUCCCCCACGCCGAGAAGAAGGAGCUGUGCGACAAGAUCGAGACUAUUGAUAUCUCGCCCACGCUGGCCGAGGCCUGCCGUCGCACACACAACGGCGAGUCUGUGAGCUUCCUCUUCUCGCACGCCGUCGCGUAA